CCGGGAGCUCAGAGCUCAGCAUUUCUCUGUUAAAGACACGUUGUCAGAAAUCGCCUGCCGAGCUUCAAAUUGUCCACCUCCAGCCGCUAGCGACGCACCCCCGUUGAUUUUCCUUUUCCUUCGAGCUCUGGGAGCGACAUCCAUUGCCCACCCCCAUCGUGUCGUCUGUCGACGUCGACAGUUCCUUCCUUUCUCCAUUCAUCUCCGCGCCCGUCUGCAGCCCUCAUCCGUCAGUUGGCUUCGCUGAGCUGCUUGAGAUAGCGCUCGGUUCUGCACAAUGAGGUUCAACGUCGCUGCCGCUGCCGCCGGCGCGGCCUUCCUGGUCGGUGGCGUGAAUGCCGAGGACCAGAAGGUGCUCAAGGACGAGAGCUCGUCCAGCUCGGUCGCCGAGUCGGCCACCAAGUCUACUCCCGAGCUCCCGACCUUUACUCCCACCAAGCUCAAGGCUCCGUUCCUCGAGCAGUUCACCGAUGACUGGGAGACGCGGUGGAAGCCUUCGCACGCCAAGAAGGGCAACACCGGCGACGAGGAGUGGGCGUACGUCGGCGAGUGGGCGGUUGAGGAGCCCACCGUCUACAAGGGCAUGGAGGGCGACAAGGGCCUUGUCGUCAAGAACCCUGCCGCUCACCACGCCAUCUCGGCCAAGUUCCCCAAGAAGAUCGACCCCAAGGGUAAGACCCUGGUGGUCCAGUACGAGGUCAAGCUGCAGAACAACCUCGAGUGCGGUGGCGCCUACAUGAAGCUGCUGCGGGACACGAAGGCCCUGCACCAGGAUGAGUUCUCCAACACGACCCCCUACGUCAUCAUGUUCGGUCCCGACAAGUGCGGCCACACCAACAAGGUCCACUUCAUCUUCAACCACAAGAACCCCAAGACGGGCGCCUACGAGGAGAAGCACCUGAACUCGGCCCCCACCGCCAAGAUCGUCAAGACCACGGAGCUCUACACGCUGAUCGUGCACCCCAACAACACGUUCAUCAUCCAGCAGAACGGCGAGCAGGUCAAGGAAGGCAGCCUCCUCGAGGACUUCACCCCCGCCGUCAAUCCUCCCAAGGAGAUCGACGACCCCAAGGACAAGAAGCCGGAUGACUGGGUUGACGAGGCUCGCAUUCCCGACCCGGAUGCUAAGAAGCCGGAUGACUGGGAUGAGGAUGCGCCGUACGAGAUUGUUGACGAGGAGGCUACUCAGCCUGAGGACUGGCUUGUUGAUGAGCCGCAGUUCAUUCCCGACCCCGAGGCAAAGAAGCCCGAGGACUGGGAUGACGAGGAGGACGGCGACUGGAUUCCCCCCACUGUUGCCAACCCCAAGUGCGCGGAGGUCUCUGGAUGCGGCCCGUGGACGAAGCCGAUGAAGAAGAACCCCGCCUACAAGGGCAAGUGGACCCCCCCGUACAUUGACAACCCGGCCUACAAGGGCCCCUGGGCUCCGCGCAAGAUCAAGAACCCCGACUACUUCGAGGACAAGCACCCCGCCAACUUUGAGCCUAUGGGCGCUAUUGGCUUCGAGAUCUGGACCAUGCAGAACAACAUCCUGUUCGACAACAUCUACGUCGGUCACUCAGUCGAGGAUGCCAGGAAGUUCGCCGAGGAGACCUUCUUCAAGAAGCACCCGGUUGAGAAGGCGCUCGAGGAAGCGGACAAGCCCAAGGUCGAGGAGACGCCCAAGUCCCCGAGCGACCUCAAAUUCCUUGACGACCCCAAGAAGUACGUCCAGGAGAAGCUCGACCUCUUCCUCACUCUCGUCAAGAAGGAUCCCAUCGAGGCCAUCAAGUCUGUGCCUGAGGUCGCUGGCGGUCUCGCGGCCCUCCUGGUCACUGUUGUUGCCCUCAUCGUUGGUCUUCUCGGCGCUGGUUCCUCCCCCGCCCCGGCCGCCAAGAAGGUUGCCACGGAUGUGAAGGAGAAGGCCAAGGAGGUGAAGGACAAGGCUGCCUCGGCCACGGCGACUGGCGCCGACACUGCCAAGGACGCCACCAAGCGCGCCACCCGCAGCCAGUCGUAGAUGGCAGCGUACUUCCGAGGGCGGAACGUACUUUUCGGGGGAGUUGUACUUGAGCACAAGCACUACUCUUACGACACGAGUAGUGAAGUCAGUGGCCGCGAACUGGAGAUCCCUUAUUUUGCUUCCUUUCUGCUCAUUUUAGGUCUGCGGGGUCCCACGGCGCAACUGUAUUCUAGGCACCAAAAUACAACAGGCGUUAGUACUGGGCACAUCCGUGGCUUAUUUGUGCUGGCUCCUUCUUUGCGUUCCUGUGUGGCAGUUUGCUUAUUUUUGUCGCGAUUGACUUGGUCCUGGUCUCGAGCCAAACGGCCCCUGAUGCUUCUGUCUGCGAGUUGUCCCCAGUUUCCGGGCCUUCCCCGCAGCCCCGGCCCCGUUCUG
Molecule: messenger RNA, 2377 nt
Organism: Thermothielavioides terrestris NRRL 8126
Lineage: Eukaryota; Fungi; Ascomycota; Sordariomycetes; Sordariales; Chaetomiaceae
Exons: 4
Coding region: 278-1999 (573 amino acids)
Biological process (GO): protein folding
Cellular component (GO): endoplasmic reticulum; endoplasmic reticulum membrane
Molecular function (GO): calcium ion binding
Source: RefSeq, a predicted model, not a curated record